Molecule: messenger RNA, 1104 nt
Organism: Ceratina calcarata
Lineage: Eukaryota; Metazoa; Arthropoda; Insecta; Hymenoptera; Apidae
Exons: 1
Coding region: 1-1104 (367 amino acids)
Source: RefSeq, a predicted model, not a curated record
AUGGAGAUAGAUCUAAGUCAGUACGCAAACAUAGUGUUAGCGGACCCACAAUUUUAUAUCCGUGACACCAUAGACGUGAUAUUGGGGGCUGAUGUUUAUGCACAACUGUUACGGUCCGGCGUGCGCAGGUUUGCUGGGUCACAGCUGACUGCCCAAAAUACAGCGCUCGGAUGGAUUUUGUCGGGACCGGUUCAAGCGAGCGCGUCACGGCGGGCGGAGCACUCUACUCCGGCCCAAGCGCUGCAUUGCGUUUCGGUACAGGACCUUGACGACUCGUUGCAACGGUUCUGGAAUCUUGAGGAGAUACCGAGCACUGCGUCCAAAUUAACGCCAGAAGAGGAGGCAUGCGAGACCCUUUUUCGUGAGUCGCAUACGCGCGAUUCAGAGGGCCGAUUCGUAGUGCGGCUUCCUCUGAAGUCUAUUCCACCGGCGGUGUCCACGGAGACGCGACGCAUGGCGCUAGGCUCGCUCUCACAUAUGCAUAGGCGGUUUUCACGGGACCCGAAACUUGAGGAAGCGUAUUGCGACUUUAUGUCUACAUAUGAACGACUCGGGCAUAUGACGCGCGUUCCAGCGACAGAGAUCGAUAACUCUCGGGCAUGGUAUUUACCACACCAUGCAGUUGUCCAGCUUACUCAACCGACUCCGAAAUUGCGAGUAGUUUUCGACGCGUCUAGAUUGACAGGCGACAAGCACCGAUUAAACGAUUUCCUUAUGCCAGGACCGGCUCUUCAAAGCGAUCUCGCGUUGAUAUUACUUAAUUGGCGCAAAUACCGUUUCGUUUUCACGACCGAUAUAGUUAAAAUGUUCCGGCAAAUUCGCGUAGCCCCACAGGAUCAGGACUAUCAAAGGAUAGUAUGGGCCUCCAGUCCUAACGAGUCUCCAGCAGACUAUCGUUUAACCACCGUGACGUAUGAAACCGCUUGCGCGCCUUAUCUAGCGAUCCACACCUUAUUGCAAUUGGCGCAAAAUGAGAGGCAACGACUUCCUCUCGGGGCUCAGUGUCUUGAGAAUAAUACCUACGACGAUGAUGUUUUUGCGGGAGCCGAUGAACUCUCACUUGCGGUUACGAAGAGAGAUGAUCUAACGAAAAUUCUCAAGUAG